UCAGACUUGGGAAUCCUAGUAAGAAGAAACUGGUUACUCUUGGCUGCUAUCUUUCACAUGGUAACCUGCAGGAGGAGGAGGACUCAUCAGCAGGAAAAUGAAGGGGGUUCUGGUUCUCCUGCUUGCUGUAGGAUUUGGGCAUGCUAUAGAGAGAGGCCGUGAUUAUGAAAAGAAUAAAGUCUGCAAGGAAAUCACUGAUCUGGGAAAAGAUGACUUCAGAUUUUUAUCAAUGGUCCUAUACAGCAGAAAGUUUCCCAGUGGCACAUUUGAACAGGUCAGUCAGCUGGUGAACGAGGUUGUCUCCCUGACUGAAGCCUGCUGUGCUGAGGGAGCUGACCCUGGCUGCUAUGACAAGAGGACCUCAGCAUUGUCUGCCAAGUCCUGUGAAAGUGACUCUCCAUUCCCGGUGCACCCAGGAACCGCUGCAUGCUGCACCUCAGAGGGCCUCGAGAGGAAGCUCUGUAUGGCUACCCUGAAGCACCAGCCACAAGAAUUUCCUACCUAUGUAGAGCCAACAAAUGAUGAAAUCUGUGAAGCAUUCAGGAAAGAUCCCAAGGAAUUUGCUGACCAAUUUAUAUAUGAAUAUACCAUUAAUUAUGGACAAGCUCCUGUAUCACUUUUAGUCAGUUACACCAAAAGUUAUCUCUCUAUGGUAGCAUCCUGCUGUACUUCACCAAGCCCAACUGUAUGCUUUUUAAAAGAGAGACUCCAGAUUAAACAUUUAUCACUUCUCACCACUAUGUCAAAUAGAAUCUGCUCACAAUAUACUGUUUAUGGGAAGGAGAAAUCAAGGCAAAGCCAUCUCAUAAAACUAGCCCAAAAAGUGCCUACUGCUGAUCUGGAGGAUAUUUUGCCACUCGUUGAAGACAUUUCUGAAAUUCUCUCCAAGUGCUGUGGGUCUUCCUCUGAGGACUGCAUGGCCAAGGAGCUACCUGAACAUACAGUAAAAAUCUGUGACAACUUAGCCACAAAGAAUUUUAAGUUUGAAGACUGUUGUCAAGAAAAAACACCCAUGGACGUUUUUGUGUGCACUUACUUCAUGCCAGCUGCCCAACCACCUGAGCUGCCAGCUGUUGAGUUGCCCACAGAUAAAGACAUCUGUGAUAAAGGAAACACCAAAGCUACAGAUCAAUAUACAUUUCAGCUAAGCAGGAGGACUCAUAUCCCAGAAGUAUUCCUCAGUAAAAUACUUGAACCAACCCUAAAAAGCCUUGGUGAAUGCUGUGAUUCCAAAGACUCUGCUUCCUGUUUUAAAACUAAGAACCCUGUACUGCAGAAGAAACUAUCUUCUUUCAUUGAAAAGGGACAAGAACUAUGUGCAGAUUAUUCAGAAAACACAUUUACUGAAUACAAGAAAAAACUGGCAGAACGAUUAAGAGCAAAAUUGUCUGAUGCCACAUCCACUGACCUCACGGAGCUGGUUGACAAGUUCUCAGACUUUGCCUCCAAGUGCUGUUCCAUAAAUUCACCGCCUCUUUAUUGUGACUCAGAGAUUGAUGCUCAAAUGAAAAAUAUUCUGUAGUCAUGAAGCUUGCUUAUUGUCUUAGACCCAAAACUGGAACCACCAGCAGGAAUGACCUUUGUUGGUCUAACCUAAGCAAAACCAUGAGCUUCUGGGAAGAUGACUAGGAUUCUCCCUGCCUUUUCCAGCUGUAAUGUAUCAUACAAGGGCAUACAAUGAAAAGUAUGAGAGAUUUGCCAUUAAAAUAAAUUGAAAUAUAAUGCAAACCAUAAAUACAACUGAGAAUGAUGUCGCUAUGUUGAACUUCAGUACUGUUUCAGUUUCUUCUAUAAAUAGGCAGCCCAAUCUCAUGACCUCAGCUUUUUUCUAGAUCAUCUCUAUGUCUCUCUAAAAACUCACAACAUUAAUCAUCCAUUUUACUAUUCACAACAGACUAAGCUCCAUUCCUUGAAUGCUUUUUGGGCUUAGUAGGCAUCAGUAAGGAGAAGUUAGUCUUUCACUGUAAAUAGCCUGGGAUAUCUCCCAGCUGCAAGUUGCAUGGCAUUGGUUAGGUAGUGUCUGCCUUGCAAAAAGAAAAUCUUUGUGACCUGAAUAAGUUUAUUUUUUCUAAAAAAGACUCUUCAGAGAAAUUUACCAAUGUGAAGUCCUAAAACACAAUAAUUCUUCAGCUUAACUCAAUUUACCACAUUUAAACUGUAUAAACUAUACAUAUUAUUGCUUCUAUGUGCCUUUUGGUCUAAGGAAAAUGAAGUUGUUCAAAUUCAACAUAUUCUGGUUUGAAAGAAAGAUUAUAUUUUCAGAACAGAUACCUUUCUGAAACUAAAUACACCAAGGAAAACCUUCUAUAUGCAGUCAAUUGCAUCAGAGAAUUUGAAUUCACCUCAUGGUAGAUGUAGUUAUAUGGUAGAGAUGAAGCAUAUUUCAUGGUAGAUAAAAUUGGAGUCAAAUUAACCCAAAUCACUCCCUAUUGCUUUCUCAAGAUUCAAAGCUCCAGCAGGUUCAUUUUAUUUACUUGACCAA
This is a messenger RNA of Choloepus didactylus (southern two-toed sloth), 2482 nucleotides long. It is a transcript of the gene GC, whose product is annotated as GC vitamin D binding protein. The record is from RefSeq and is a predicted model, not a curated record. Bases 98 to 1522 code for a protein of 474 amino acids. NCBI's taxonomy places the organism in Eukaryota, Metazoa, Chordata, Mammalia, Pilosa, Megalonychidae. Gene Ontology annotation, cellular component: blood microparticle; cytoplasm. Gene Ontology annotation, molecular function: vitamin transmembrane transporter activity; vitamin D binding. Gene Ontology annotation, biological process: vitamin transport. The transcript is spliced from 13 exons.